Molecule: messenger RNA, 1013 nt
Organism: Cuculus canorus (common cuckoo)
Lineage: Eukaryota; Metazoa; Chordata; Aves; Cuculiformes; Cuculidae
Gene: NFKBIB
Product: NFKB inhibitor beta
Exons: 6
Biological process (GO): signal transduction; cellular response to lipopolysaccharide
Cellular component (GO): cytosol
Molecular function (GO): protein binding
Source: RefSeq, a predicted model, not a curated record
CCGGUCCCGGGCCCUGAGGAAGGGAAGCGGCUCGAGGCUGACGAGUGGUGCGACAGCGGCCUGGGCUCGCUGGGCGAGGGGCAAGUGGCGCCGCUCGCCUCUGGCCCUGACGAGGAAGAGGAGGAGGAGGAAGAAGGGGGGGCCUCGGCCUGGCUGCGACACGUCCUCGGCUUCGUCACCGAAGACGGCGACACCGCCCUGCACUUGGCCGUCAUCCACGAGCACGAGCCCUUCCUGGACUCCAUCCUGCGCCACACGGCCGGUUCUGCCUUCCUCGACCUCCAGAACGACCUGGGGCAGAGCGCUCUGCACAUCGCGGUGAUCCUGGGGCUGCCGGGUUUCGUGCGGAAGCUGCGGGCGGCGGGCGCGGGACUGGGGCUGCGGGAGAGGGGGGGGCAGACGCCGCUGCACCUCGCCUGCAGGGAGGGGCGCUCGGCCUGCGCCCGUCUGCUCCUGGGGGGGCCCCCGGCCCCCCACCCUGACCACAGCCACCAGCUCGAGAGCCGCAACUACGACGGCCUGACCCCCCUGCACGUGGCGGUUCUGCGCGGGGACCUGGAGCUCGUGGAGCUGCUGCUGGCGGCCGGCGCCGACCCCGACGUCCCGGAGCCGAGCGGCGGUCGGGCUCCGCUGCACCUGGCGGUGGAGGCUCAGAGCGCGGCGGUGGCGGAGGCGCUGCUGCGGGCGGGCGCCCACCCGUCCCCGCGCAUGUUCGGGGGCUGCACCCCCCUGCGCAGCGCCCGCCUGCGCCCCGACCCGCGCCUGCCCCCCCUGCUGCGCCGCUUCGGCGCCCCCGACAGCCCCCCCGACGCCUCCGACGCCUCCGACACCGCCUCCGACAGCCAGGAGGAAGACGAGGAGGAAGAGGACGAAUACGACGACAUCGUCAUCAACCGCGGCCACUGACGAACCUGAUGUCCCCCCAGUUUAUGGGGGGGCUCUGCGAGGGGGGGCCCCGAUCCUCCCACACACACCGGGGCUGGGACAAUAAACGGGCGUCUGUGCCCCAAUUA